Molecule: messenger RNA, 462 nt
Organism: Babesia bigemina
Lineage: Eukaryota; Apicomplexa; Aconoidasida; Piroplasmida; Babesiidae
Exons: 2
Coding region: 1-462 (153 amino acids)
Source: RefSeq, a predicted model, not a curated record
AUGGCGGACGAAAGCGCGUUCGAUGCCUGCACUGACGGCGACCGCGCCUUCGAGGCGCGCGGCACGCUGGAAUCGCUCUGGCGCGCGAUGACCAACGGCGAAGGCCCCGAGUCAUUCGACCACAUCUCGUUCGCAGGAGGCGUUUGCUUCGGCACGGGAUUCAGCAUCGUCCUGGGCCGUACGCUGCGCGGAUUCUGCCUGGUGGCUGCCGGCGGACUCUUCACGACCUUGAUUCUGAACCACUACCGCCUGAUAUCGAUCAACCGGGAGGCCAUAGCGGCGACGGUCACGAGCCUAGCGCUCUCCGCGCGCGAGAGGAUCGACGAGGCGCUGCAGGGCUCCGGCGGACCGCUCAAGUUCCUGUCUGGGCCGCUAUUCGGCCAACACCUGCCCAGGGAGCGCGUUAUAUCAGCUCUGGCGGGCACGGGCGUGGGUUUCACGCUGGGACUUAUUGUAUUCUGA